GUUAGACCUGUUAUAACAAUAUAAACAUAAACCAUUUUUUUUGUUUUAUCGACAUAAGCUUUUGGCAUAAACGUGUUUCACGCUUCAACAUCAGACAUUAAUAUUAUUGUCUUGGCCGAUAUUGUUCUGUGGUAUUACUGCUCGCUACGCAUUGUAUUAUUUACAAUUAAUUUACACUUUCCAUGCCACGUCAAAAUUUCAUCAAACUUCAAAGUAGUUAAUAGUUGCGACGUACGACGGAUAUAUUAUUCUUGUAUACAAAAAUUUAGUUCUGCCGACUGGUCUGAUUGUUCUGCAAAUCAAGAUAUUUAGUAUUAUAUUCUAUUGCUGAAUUAUGAACGAUUAUUCUAUUGAACCAGUAGUCGAUUCAGAAUUGUAUGAAGUCGAAGAAAUUAGACAUUUGUAUGAUCUUUUUGAUGUUAUAAGUGUCCAUAAAGUACAAAAUCCACUGCUUUGGGGGUUAUACACAUUAAGAAAAAAUGAAAUGGAAAUAAAUACUAAAAGUAUGGAGGUAAAUGAAUGGCUUUUAUAUCAUGUUACUGCCACUAAAAAUGUUCAAUCAAUUGCUGAGAAUAAUUUAGACUGGCGUUUCACAAGUCGUUGUCGAUAUGGAAAAGGUGUUUGCUUUUCAUACUGCCCUUUGUAUGCCAACAAAUAUGCAUCAUGUGCUCGGGGAUCAACUUCUGCAGUAGAUUAUGAUGAAAAUCUAAUGCAAAUACUUAUUAAUAUGGGUUUUCCAAGAGAGGCAAUCAAACGAGCAUUAUUUUAUACUUACAAUCAAGGAUUAGAAUGUGCUACUAAAUGGCUUAUGGACCAUAUUACAGAUAAUAAUUUUGCUGAACCUUUUGUUCCAUCCAGACAUGAUUUUAAUAGUGAAAUUUCAAUUGAGCGAGCAUUUAUAAUUUGUCGAGUCUUAGUUCAAAGAAUCAAAGAUGUUAACGUCAGUUAUAGUUUGAAUGUUAUACCUAAUGUUUAUGAUACUGCUAAAUCAUUGAAUGGUAUGGUUUAUGUAAAAUUUAAUGAUUAUGAAUUUUAUCCACAAUACAUUGUGUAUUACAGAGAACAUAAUUUAACUCAAUAUGCUGAUCCGUAUUCAUGUAAUUUCAAUUAUAACUAUUGCGGUGAUCAAUGAUAAUAAUGUAUUAUAAAUUGACUAAUUAUAGAUUUUUUUUUAUCUAAGUUAUCUUUUAUGUUUACUGUAUUUUGAUUUAAGCGUAUAAAUAGCAACAUUAUAAUUUUAGAUUAAUCCAUCAAAAUUUAUUUAACUCAUACAUUAAGUAGGUACUUUUAAUUUUUAUUA
Molecule: messenger RNA, 1300 nt
Organism: Myzus persicae (green peach aphid)
Lineage: Eukaryota; Metazoa; Arthropoda; Insecta; Hemiptera; Aphididae
Exons: 5
Coding region: 335-1132 (265 amino acids)
Molecular function (GO): NAD+ poly-ADP-ribosyltransferase activity; protein binding
Source: RefSeq, a predicted model, not a curated record